Molecule: messenger RNA, 1347 nt
Organism: Solanum tuberosum (potato)
Lineage: Eukaryota; Viridiplantae; Streptophyta; Magnoliopsida; Solanales; Solanaceae
Exons: 1
Coding region: 1-1347 (448 amino acids)
Source: RefSeq, a predicted model, not a curated record
AUGACAGCUAAGGUACUCCAGAAGGUUGAAUCAACUGAUGCAGGGGUAAAAGAAAUGAGAAGUGAUUUCUCGAGCAUGAGUCAGUUGGUGGACUCUCACACCACCUCCAUUAAACAAAUUGAGCAGCAGUUGGGGCAACUCUCAACCUCACUGAAUCAGAGGAAGAAUGAGUCACUACCAAGUUAUACCAUUCAAAAUCCUAAGAAGGAUGGGCACUGCAUGGCCAUCGCCACCAGAAGUGGUAAAGUUCUUACUGACCCUACUUUCGCAUGUACCAAACAUGAACAGGUCUUGGAGCAACCAGGCAGAGAUGAGGCUGAAACUAUACAGGUAGAUGACUCGGAGGAUAUUCAGCAUAAAGCACAACCUGCGAGAAGAAAAGAGAAAGAGGUCAAGGAAAACCUACCUUUACCUCAGAUUCCCAGACCACCUCAUCCUUUCCCUCAAAGGCUCAGAAAGAAUGAUGAAGAUGGGAAGUUUACAAAAUUCAUCACCAUGUUGAAGCAUCUUUCAGUAAACAUUUCACUGGUGGAAGCCCUGGAGCAAAUGCCAGGAUAUGCCAAGUUCAUGAAAGACUUGGUUACCAAGAAAAGAGUUGUAAGUCUUGAUUUUUCUAACGAUAAUCAUCAUUGCAACGUCAUUGCUACCAGAUCUCUGGUUCAGAAGAAGGAAGAUCCAGGUGCAUUCAUUAUCCCAUGCACCAUUGGAUCAAUUAAGUUUGCAAAAGCUUUAUGUGACCUAGGAACCAGCAUCAACUUGAUGCCAUUAGCCAUCUACAAGAAAUUGGGAUUGGGAGUUCCAAGACCCACAGCAAUGAGGUUGAUGAUGGCUGAUAGGUUAGUAAAGUGGCCAAUGGAAGUCUUUUGUGAUGUACUGGUUAAGGUGGACACCUUCAUCUUUCUGGCUGAUUUCGUGAUCUUGGAUUGCGAAGUGGACUUUGAGGUUCCUAUCAUUUUGGGAAGACCAUUUUUGGUAACAGGGAUAGCCUUGGUAGAUGUUGAGAGAGGAGAGCUAAAGUUCAAAAUUAACAAAGAUGAAGUAAAGUUUAAUAUUUGCAGGUCAAUGAAGCAACCCAAUGAUAUGAAUGUGGUAUCUGCAAUAGAGGUGGUUGCUGAUGAAGAAAUGAGGGUACCCAUAGAAGAGAGGAUGGCUGUUGAAACCUUAGCAGCAGUGCUGAUGAACUUUGAUGUUGAUUUUAAGUUUGACUAUGUAGAGACCGUGAAUGCUUUGCAGGGUAUAGGAUCACAAUCGUACGCUCCAAAGAAAUUGGACCUGGACUUGAAAAACAGGCCAAGCCCUCCAGAAAAACCAUCCAUUAAGGAGCCACCGGUGCUAGAACUGAAAUAG